AUGUCGUCCAAGGUGGAAUCUCCUUGCACUCGGCUGCCGUCUCCUGUGACCCACAACAACCAGCAGCCCAUGACUACCACCACUCCCGUGAGCUGCUCCCCUCAUACAUUUACAUAUCACGAGUGUGACAAACCCCAAGCAGCCAGCCAAACCAGAUCUGGUUCGACAACGUGGACACCGUUUCGCACGUUACCUCAUCUGCAAACUUGGGCAUCUAAUCGCAGCAGAUACACUCACGUCGCGGUAUCGUUUGUGGACAUUUGUCUUCGCUCGAUCGGUCAAUGCUGCUUUCAAAACUCGCCCCUCUCUGGGCUCAUGUUCGUGAUAGCCCUAUGUGCGUCUGCCAGUGGCUUGGGCAUGGCAGGGCUGGCACUCCUUGGCUGCGUAUCCGCGAAUACGUUUGCCAUCUUUAUGGGGCUACCUCGCCCGUCCGUGGCCGCCGGGUUGUUUGGCUACAACGCUACACUCGUGGGCUGUGCGCUUCAUGUCUUUAUCGUUGGAGACACUCCCUGGUCAUGGGUAGCCCACGGCUACGUUCUCUUGGCUGUCCCGUGCUUGUCAGUGCUGUCGGUACUUGUAGCUUCGGCCGCCAUGUCCGUGCUGCCCCCUGGCACCCCCGGGCUCACACUGUCGUUUCAAUUGACGACGUGGAUGUGGUUGUUAGCCACACACAAUUGGUCUGUCCAUGUGUCGGCUCCAUUCGCUCCAUCUCCCCAUCUCUACCUUGUCCACAACUCUCCACCAAAUCCUUCGUACGACGCGGCAAAAGUGAGCGUCGCGGUGGCCUCUGGGAUAGCGCAGUGUUGUUUGGCGUCCGAGUGGUAUGCAGGCAUCCUGAUCUUGGUGGGAAUCGGACUGUGCUCGCCCAUAUCUGCCGCCUCUGCAGUGCUUGGAUCGACCGUUGGUACCCUCUUGGCUGUCUCCGUGGGGGCCCCUCCCGAGCAAAUUUACCUGGGAUUAUACGGGUUUAACGGGGUCUUGUGUGCGACAGCGUUGGGGGGGGUGUUUGUGUUAGCUCGGGGGGGUCGUGCCCUGCUUAUUGUGGUCGUGGGGGUGGUGUGCUCGACGCUUGCAAUGAGUGCGACGAUGGGAAUGUUUGCGCCCGUGGGACUGCCAGCUCUAUCGUGGCCAUUUACGCUCGUGACGUGGCUCGUUCUAUGGUCUGCCAAGUCCAUGAAAGGUCUGGUGUUGGUGGACUUGGCCGAAUUGCAAAGAACCCCCGAAGACCAUUUGGAACACUACGACCGACGGCAACCAGCCCUCUUGGCAGAUAGCGACAACGUCGAGGUUGUUUAAUAGUAUAUAUUAUAUACGAACAAGUUGAGUUCGUUGAAUAUAUAUAAUACUAGUACUACUACUAGUA
Molecule: messenger RNA, 1363 nt
Organism: Aphanomyces astaci
Lineage: Eukaryota; Oomycota; Saprolegniomycetes; Saprolegniales; Verrucalvaceae
Exons: 3
Coding region: 1-1296 (431 amino acids)
Biological process (GO): urea transmembrane transport
Cellular component (GO): membrane
Molecular function (GO): urea transmembrane transporter activity
Source: RefSeq, a predicted model, not a curated record